AUGGCCCCUGAUAAGAGAGAAAAGAAGCGCAAGGCCGCACCUGUCGCCGCCGACUCGCCCGCCAAAAAAACCAAGAAGGUCGAGGCUAAGGCCGCCGAUGCCACCAAGGACACUGUUCCCAAGUCUAUCUCGAAGAAGAAUGCCGCAAAGCCCAAGGCUGACAAGACCGCUGCCUCUCCCAAGGCCAAGGCCCAGCCUACCCGUGAGGUCAAGCCUCGUAAGCGCGCUGCAGAUUUCCUGACCGAUGAGGAGGUCGAAGCGCCUGCUGCCCCCGCCAAGGCUGACAAGGAGGCCGAGAAGAAGCCCGCCAACAAGAAGUCCAAGAAGGAGGAGACCGAGGCUGCGCCUACCCUCAAGAAGGCCGCUGCUAAGAAGGCCGCCCACAAGACUAAAAAGCCCGAGCCCGUUGUCGAGUCUGAAGAGGAGGACGAGGAUGUUAUCUCUGCCGCUGAGGAGAGCGAGGCUGAGGAUGACGCCGAGGAUGACCAGACGGCUGCCCUCAUCAAGGGUUUCGAGAGCAGUGAUGAUGAGGGUGAGUCCGGUGACGAGGGAUACAAAGAGGGCCAGCCCAUUCCCAAGAUCCCAGACUCCAAGAAGGCCCAGCGCAAGCUGGCCAAGCAGCAGAAGGCCAACGGUGCUCCUGAGGAGCCCGGCACUGUCUACAUUGGACGCAUUCCCCACGGUUUCUACGAGCACCAGAUGAAGGCCUACUUCUCUCAAUUCGGUGACAUUACCCGUCUCCGUCUUUCUCGCAACCGUCUCACGGGCCGCUCCAAGCACUACGCCUUCAUUGAAUUCUCCUCGGCCACCGUCGCCAAGAUCGUCGCUGAUACCAUGGACAACUACCUCAUGUACGGCCACAUCGUUAAGUGCAAAUUUGUUCCCAAAGAGCAGCUCCACCCCGAGAUCUGGAAGGGCGCCAAUCGCCGCUUCAAGGUGACCCCAUGGAACCGCAUCGAGAAGAAGCGCCUUGAGAAGGGCAAGACCCGUGACCAGUGGACCAAGCGUGUCGAGUCUGAGCAGAAAAAGAGACAGGCCAAGGCUGAUAAGCUCAAGGCUCUGGGUUACGAGAUUGACCUUCCCCAGCUGAAGAGCGUUGACGAUGUCCCUGUGCAGGAGGCCCCCAAGGCUGUUGAGGAUGCUGAGGCUGAGACCGCUGAGAAGACUGUCGAGGAGCCUGCCAAGGCUAUCGAGGCUCCCGCCCCUACUGAAGAUACCCCCAAGAAGUCCAAGAAGGGCAAGAAGGCUGAGGAAGUCCCCAAGGCGGUUGCUACAGAGUCACCUGCUGCCAAGUCACCUGCUACCAAGACCAAGAAGGCGAAGAAGGUCACCAAGACUAAGGCCAAGGCGUAA
This is a messenger RNA of Penicillium canescens, 1353 nucleotides long. Its product is annotated as RNA-binding protein. Gene Ontology annotation, molecular function: RNA binding. Lineage: Eukaryota; Fungi; Ascomycota; Eurotiomycetes; Eurotiales; Aspergillaceae. Gene Ontology annotation, biological process: maturation of LSU-rRNA from tricistronic rRNA transcript (SSU-rRNA, 5.8S rRNA, LSU-rRNA). Bases 1 to 1353 code for a protein of 450 amino acids. Gene Ontology annotation, cellular component: nucleolus. The transcript has 3 exons. The record is from RefSeq and is a predicted model, not a curated record.